Coregonus sp. 'balchen' is the source of this 9797-nucleotide messenger RNA. The record is from the annotation of a GenBank genome assembly. NCBI's taxonomy places the organism in Eukaryota, Metazoa, Chordata, Actinopteri, Salmoniformes, Salmonidae.
AUGCACCCCGAGAUUUGGUUCUGGGUGGUGAGAUUAUACAGUACAUACAGCUAUGUGGUUGUGAAUUAUAACUUAUCUGACUGUCAGCUACAGUAGUUAAAUUAUAUGUCAGUUAUAUUCUUCAUACCUGUUUUCUUGACAGAGGAAUGGUUUGGGUGGGGAACUAUUUCCAUUUACUGAGCUCUUCAAACUAUUUCCCUGGGUGUCUUUUGUAACACAGCCCGGCCCUCCUUUAAAAACGAAAGAAAACCUUUAAAAAAAAACAUUAUUUCCCUCCCUUUGUACUUUCUCUCUCGCUGCUCUUUUCUCACUGUUUGAUGGUGAAGGUGGUUAGGGUGUGUGUGUUUGUAUGUGUGUGUGUGUGUGUGUGUGUGUGUGUGAUUAUGUGUGUGUGUGUGUGCGUGCCCGUGUGUGAGGGGGAGUUGAUAGAUGGGCGGUAAAGGGUUGUACAGGUGAAACAGGGUGGAGACCUACAGGAAACGUGUUAUUAAGAGCAAUUGUGAAGAGGAUUACAACCAUUGGUUGUGUGUGUGUGGUGUGUGUUGUGACUGAAAUGUUGAAGAAAACACUCCUCUCUAUUUUGUUCCUUUUUAAAUCACACUGCAAGGCUGGCACUAGCACCUCCAUCUCUGGCUCAGAGUACACACCUCAAAGACCUGCACAUCUUUGUAGAUUGUAAACAAGGUUAUAGUCAGGGUGGAGGGCUACAGGGAUCCUUUACUGAUUUUGGUAUCAAACCAUCUCAGGUCCCAAACCAUACUUAAAGUGUAUUAAAGGCCCACUGCACAGAGCCCUGUCCUGCAACCUGGGAUGGUUUGUCAUACUGGGACUGUGAGUGAUGAUGCGGGUAGAGCUAGAGUCCCGUGUAGCUAAGUUGGUAGAGCAUGGUGUUUGCAACGCCAGGGUUGUGGGUUCGUUUCCCACGGGGGACCAGUAUGAAAAAAAUAAAAUAUAUAAAAUGUAUGCACUCAGUCGCUUUGGAUAAGAGCGUCUGCUAAAUGACUAAAAAUGUAAAAAUGUUGAGUAAAGGGUGCAAUAAGUCCAAGUAACAUAUUGGAUAAGUUUACAUUUUAACUCUACAAUCUACUCAAAAGGCAAGGCACUCUGGGAAAUAUUUGACUAAGGGUUUACACUAAGCAGUGUGUUAAUUUAAUACUGUUCCGGUGUCUAUAUGGGUUCACAGACUCAACACUUUCAGUUUUGAUUUAACAGUCAGUGUUAAUUAUAUAUAUUUUUUUAACACUGGAGAAUGUGUUGUGUACCAUUAACAGUAUGGUUGUGUGCAGGAUGCCAAAUAUUUACAGAAAUGUUUGAAUGAUACCACCACAUCCUGACCCUUCUGCCCACAUGUCCCUCUCUCCCUCCUUCCCUCCCCCACCAGAGAGGGGGCUCUGCCAACAGAGGUCUCCUCAGGGUGUGAGUGGAAAAAGCUGGCUAGACUAAAUAUCAUUACGGAGGAUGUGUGUGUGUGUACAUGCAGCGCAGAGCAGGGUACUGUCUGUCUGUCUGUCUGUCUGUCUGUUAAUUUUGAUUUCACGCUGCACCUCCUCCUCCUCAUAUGAAAAUAUUGCAAAUGAGUUUUCCCCUUCAAGCCCAAUAGGUCAUGUCUCCUCUAUGUAGCUCCUAUUGAGCAGCUGGGACUGUGGCAUACUUUAUGCUGUCUCUGGUUGAAGUGCCCCCUCAAACACACACUGACACAUCACACCAUCAACUGUUUCAUGGGGAGAUUAGGUCAGGUUAGAUAUUAUAUUGUAAUGGAAGAAUACUGGGGAGGAAAACAAACUUGCACCACCAUUGGAAAUCAGAGGACAGACCUUAUUUGAGCAAUUCCUUUAAACAAUAUACAGUAUAUCCUAAAACGUUUAAAGACACAGAAAGCCUGAAUGGUGUUAUUACAUAUGUCUAUUAUUAUGUUAAAUCAAAACUCUCUCCCUCCCCCUCUCUCUCCUCCAGAACUCCAUCCGCCACAACCUGUCCCUCCACAGUCGUUUUGUUCGUGUGCAGAACGAGGGGACAGGGAAGAGCUCCUGGUGGAUGCUGAACCCCGAGGGAGGGAAGAGCGGGAAGUCCCCCCGACGUAGAGCUGCCUCCAUGGACAACAACAGCAAGUUCACCAAGAGCAGAGGAAGGGCUGCCAAGAAGAAGGUAGGAAGGAGCAGAAUGGAGACUGUCUAUCAUUAGCUUAAUUUUAGCACCUCUACAGUGUCUGCUUGUCAAUACGGAAGAGUGAAUAACACAGACCACACUAAAAUGGUGAUCUCUACUGUUGUAUUGUUAUCACAUGUUAAGCUUGAACACUGACAGUUUUGUAGCUUUAAUGAGGCUUACACAACUGUAUGAGUUCCUUAAAGCCUAUGCAAAUUCCAGUGUUGGGAUGUUUACCACUUAAUGUUUUUAUUUAAUUUAACCUUUAUUUUUAUUGAUUUAAUUUACCUUUAUUUAACCAGGCAAGUCAAUUAAGAACAAAUUCUUAUUUACAAUGAUGGCCUGGCAAGAGACAAAAAACAAUGUGAGACAAAACGGACAACACAGACGGAAGACACUGGCAACAGCACAAAUACAACAGCAAAUACACAGGGAAUGUGUGUGUGUGUGUGUGUGUGUGUGUGUGUGUGUGUGUGUGUGUGUGUGUGUGUGUGUGGUGUGUGAAGUAUAUCAACAUGCUUCCUUCAAGAAGGCAAACGCAAACUACUGACAUCGGGUGACAACUAGAAACAACUACGUCUCAACAACCUGUCAUCUGUUUAUCCUUUGGAGUCCAAAAACCGAGGGCUGAGUAAUGAAAGGACCUUAUUCCAUGCUCGGCUCUAAUUUUCGGGACUCUUAGCAUUAAACGAGAUUGAGAGCUGAGGUUGUAGGUGUUUUCAUUUUGAGCUAGAAGAGAGGAUAUCUGUAGAUAUAAUUGCAGUGUUCCUAAAAUGGCCAUAUAAAUAAGAAUGUACCAGUGUUUGAGCCUGCGUGUUGCUAGUGAUGUCCACCCGACAGCACUGUAGAGAUCACAAUGGUGAGUUAGACAUCUCUGAUUGGUGACAAAACAAAGGGCUUCAUGAUACACAGAGUCAAGAGCCUUCAGUGUAGAGCUUGAGGCUUGUACAUAAAUAGUAUCACCAUAGUCCAACACAGAAAGAGAGAAGUGCAACGAAUCAACAAUUUUCUGGCGGCAAAGGAAAAACAAGCUUUGUGCCAGUAAUAAGAAUCAAUGCAGCUUGAGUUUCCCAAUAAUGUAGUUUCGCUACAUGGGUGGUGAAGCUCAGCUUCUCAUCCAACCAAACUCCCAUAUAUUUGUGCGUUUUGACUUGCUCUAUAGAAUGUCCUUCCAAGGUAGUAAUUACAUGGUUUUCAGAGUGUUUAAUAUUGGAUAAUACCAUGUAUUUUAUAUAUAUAUAUAUAUAUAUAUAUAUAUAUACAGCUGUGGAAAAAAUUAAGAGACCACUGCAAAUUUUUCUUAAAUCAGCAUCUCUACAUGUAUGACAGCCAUUCCAUUCCAGUGUAUGUUGAAUUCCAACACAGGCACACCUCAUUCUACUGAAUUAGGUACUGAUUAGGUGUUCACAUGAACCAAAUCUUAUUUAACGAGAUAAAGUAUAAAAAACCACUGCUGUGGUCAUCACUAUCCUCUUGCAAUAGGACCAGCUGGAUGGCAAAAACAGUGCUAAUAGUACCUCAAAAGUAAUAUUAAUAAAAAAAUAACUAUUGACCAUGCCAAAAGAGUUGAAAAGGAAAGUUUUGAGUGAGGAAAAAAAGGGGUCAAUUCUGGCUUUACUGGCAGAGGGAUACAGUGAGCGUCAGGUUGCUUCCAUCCUUCAAAUGUCUAAGACGGCGGUUCAUAAGAACAAGGUCAAGCAGCAGACAUUGGGGACAACAAAGCUACAGACCGGUAGAGGGUGAAAACGACUCUCUACUGACCGGGAUGACCGCCAACUCAUUCGAAUGUCACUCAACAACCGUAGGAUGACAUCAAGUGACCUACAAAAAGAAUGGCAAACGGCAGCUGGAGUGAAGUGCAUGGCGAGGACAGUUCGAAACAGGCUCCUAGGGGCAGGGCUGAAGUCGUGCAAAGCUAGAAAAAAGCCCUUCAUCAAUGAGAAGCAAAGAAGAGCCAGGCUGAGGUCCAAUUUUCAGCUUUGCCCAACACCUGGUCGUCUAAUGGUUAGACGGAGACCUGGAGAGGCCUACAAGCCACAGUGUCUCGCACCCACUGUGAAAUUUGGUGAAGGAUCGGUGAUGAUCUGGGGGUGCUUCAGCAAGGCUGGAAUCGGGCAGAUUUGUCUUUGUGAAGGACACAUGAAUCAAGCCACGUACAAGGUUGUCCUGGAAGAAUAUUUGCUUCUUUUUGCUCUGACCUUGUUCCCCAACUCUGAGGAUUGGUUUUUCCAGCAGGACAAUGCCACACAGCCAGAUCAAUCAAGGUGUAGAUGGAGGACCACCAGAUCAAGACCCUGUCAUGGCCAGCCCAAUCUCCAGACCUGAACCCCAUUGAAAACUUCUGGAAUGUGAUCAAGAGGAAGAUGGAUGGUCACAAGCCAUCAAACAAAGCCGAGCUACUUGAAUUUCUGCGCCAGGAGUGGCAUAAAGUCACCCAACAUCAAUGUGAAAGACUGGUGGAGAGCAUGCCAAGACGCAUGAAAGCUGUGAUUGAAAAUCAGGGUUAUUCCACCAAAUAUUGAUUUCUGAACUAUAAAAAAAAACAUUACUAUUGUGUUGUUUAAAAAUGAACAUGAACUUAUUUUCUUUGCAUUAUUCGUGGUCUGACAACACUGCAUCUUUUUUUGUUAUUUUGACCAGUUGUCAUUUUCUGCAAAUAAAUGCUCUAAAUGACAAUAUUUUUAUUUGGAAUUUGGGAGAAAUGUUGUCAGUAGAUUAUAAAAUAAAACAAAAAUGUAAUUUUUACCCAAACACAUACCUAUAAAUAGGAAUCCAGAGAAACUGAUAAUUUUGCAGUGGUCUCUUUAUUUUUUCCACAGCUGUAUGUAUGAAGUUUGCUAGAGUGCAUUUGAAUGAUCCAGAAGAGGAUUGGGAGAAUGUCAUAUGGUCAGAUGAAACCAAAAUAUAACUUUUUGGUAAAAACUCAACUCGUCGUGUUUGGAGGACAAAGAAUGCUGAGUUGCAUCCAAAGAACACUAUACCUACUGUGAAGCAUGGGGGUGGAAACAUCAUGCUUUGGGGCUGUUUUUCUGCAAAGGGACCAGGACGACUGAUCCGUGUAAAGGAAAGAAUGAAUGGGGCCAUGUAUCGUGAAAUUUUGAGUGAAAACCUCCUUCCAUCAGCAAGGGCAUUGAAGAUGAAACGUGGCUGGGUCUUUCAGCAUGACAAUGAUCCCAAACACACCGCCCGGGCAACGAAGGAGUGGCUUCGUAAGAAGCAUUUCAAGGUCCUGGAGUGGCCUAGCCAGUCUCCAGAUCUCAUCCCCAUAGAACAUCUUUGGAGGGAGUUGAAAGUCUGUGUUGCCCAGCGACAGCCCCAAAACAUCACUGCUUUAGAGGAGAUCUGCAUGGAGGAAUGGGCCAAAAUACCAGCAACAGUGUGUGAAAACCUUGUGAAGACUUACAGAAAACGUUUGACCUGUGUCAUUGCCAACAAAGGGUAUAUAACAAAGUAUUGAGAAACUUUUGUUAUUGACCAAAUACUUAUUUUCCACCAUAAUUUGCAAAUAAAUUCAUUAAAAAUCCUACAAUGUGAUUUUCUGGAUUUUUUUUCUCUCAUUUUGUCUGUCAUAGUUGACGUGUACCUAUGAUGAAAAUUACAGGCCUCUCUCAUCUUUUUAAGUGGGAGAACUUGCACAAUUGGUGGCUGACUAAAUACUUUUUUUCCCCACUGUAUAUAUAGUACCAGUCAAAAGUUUGGACACACCUACUCAUUCCAGGGUUUUACUUUAUUUUUUACUAUUUUCUACAUUGUAGAAUAAUAGUGAAGACAUCAAAACUAUGAAAUAACACAUAUGGAAUCAUGUAGUAACCAAAUAGGUUUAGCCACCCUUUGCCUUGAUGACAGCUUUGCACACUCUUGGCAUUCUCUCAUCCAGCUUUGUGAGGUAGUCACCUGGAAUCCAUUUCAAUGAACAGGUGUGCCUUGUUAAAAGUUAAUUUGUGGAAUUAAUUUCCUUCUUAAUGUGUUUGAGCCAAUCAAUUGUGGUAGGGGUGGUAUACAGAAUAUAGCCCUAUUUGGUAAAAGACCAAGUCCAUAUAAUGGCAAGAACAGCUCAAAUAAGCAAAGAGAAACGACAGUCCAUCAUUACUUUAAGACAUGAAGGUCAGUCAAUAUGGAACAUUUCAAGAACUUUGAAAGUUUCUUCAAGUGCAGUCGCAAAAACCAUCAAGCGCUAUGAUGAAAUUGGCUCUCAUGAGGACCGCCAGAGGAAAGGAAGACCCAGAGUUACCUCUGCUGCAGAGGAUAAGUUAAUUAGAGUCAACUGCACCUCAGAAUGCAGCCCAAAUAAAUGCUUCACAGAGUUCAAGUAACAAACACAUCUCAACAUUAACUGUUCAGAGGAGACUGCGUGAAUCAGGCCUUCAUGGUCGAAUUGCUGCAAAGAAACCACUACUAAAGGACACCAUAAGAAGAAGAGACUUGCUUGGGCCAAGAAACACGAGCAAUGGACAUUAGACCGGUGGAAAUCUGUCCUUUGGUCUGAUGAGUCCAAAUUUGAUAUUUUUGAUUCCAAGUAGGUGAACGGAUGAUCUCCGCGUGUUUGGUUUCCACCGUCAAGCAUGGAGGAGGAGGUGUGAUGGUGUCGGGGUGCUUUGCUGUUGACACUGUCUGUGAUUUACGCCAUCCCAUCUGGUUUGCGCUUAGUGGGACUAUCAUUUGUUUUUCAACGGAACAAUGACCCAAAACACACAUCCAGGCUGUGUAAGGUCUAUUUGACCAAGAAGGAGAGUGAUGGAGUGCUGCAUCAGAUGACCUGGCCUCCACAAUCACCUGACCUCAACCCAAUUGAGAUGGUUUGGGAUGAGUAAAACAAUUAAAUAAAAAAAUCUGUGUAAGAUUAUAGGUAUUACAUAGAUUCUUGAGUUGAUCAGAGUUGGAUGUCAACCAGUCUAGGUUCAGAUCACCCAUAAACUCAAAUUCGGAUUUGAUAUUCUGUGAUAAUAAAUACAAAAAUACAAUCAAGAGAGCCAGCAAUAGCAGAUGGGGGUCUAUAACAACAUAAGUCAACAAGAUUCAAGGAUGCCAGAGAUUUAUAUUCAAGGACAGAUAUUCCAAUUUCUUGGGUUUUGUAACAGAAGUCAGAAUGGUCACCCAAAACGUGUAUUUUAUGUAUAUAGCAACACCACCACCCUUAGAUUUACAAUAUGUAAAUACUAGUGUUAUUAAUAUUAUAUUAGAAUAUGUCAUAUGCAAACAUAUUUAUUGAAAAUUGAAAUUUGCAGUGUACCAACUUAAAAUGAUGAACAAAAAUGAUAUUAACUCUCACAGUUGGUGAAAAUAACUAUCUGAAAGCCGCUACCCUAAUAAGCCACGCCUCCUGAAAAUAACCUAUGGAUAACAUUAUAAAAUACCCAGCUGCUGGGUCAACCCAGCGUGAAAGUGAAUAUAACCCAAUUGAUGGUUAAAUGAACCCAUGUUUGGGUAAUCGCAACAACCCAACAUGUUGGGUUAUUCACCAACCCAACUGGCUAGGUCAAAAUAACCCAGCAUGUGUUCUAUCCAAUAUUUACCCAGCACUGUUACCAAAUAACCAAAAUUGGGUAGGUUCUAAUCCAGCAUUUUUUAGAGUGCAUUAUGCACUGAGUAUACAAAACAAUAAAAACAUCUGCUCUUUCCAUGACAUACCGUAUACUGACCCGGUGAAUCCAGGUGAAAGCUAUGGUCCCUUAUUGAUGUCACUUGUUAAAUCCAUUUCAAUCAGUGUAGAUGAAGGGGAGACCGGUUAAAGAAGGAUUUUUAAGCCUUGAGACAAUUGAGACAUGGAUUGUGUAUGUGUGCCAUUCAGAAGGUGAAGAAAAUGUAGUUGCCUUUGAACGGGGUAUGGUAGUAGGUGCCAGGCGCACCGGUUUGUAUCAGAAACUGCAAAGCUGCUGGGAUUUUCAUGCUCAACAGUUUCCCAUGUGUAUCAAGAAAGGUCCACCACCCAAAGGACAUCCAAACAAUUUGACUAAACUGUGGGACGCAUGGACCAGCAACAUGGGCCAGCAUCCCUGUGGAACGCUUUCGACACCUUGUAGAGAUUGAGGCUGUUCUGAGGGCACUCGAUAUUAGGAAGGUGUUCCUAAUGUUUGGUAAACUCAGUGUAGGUUAAUCUGUUAAUCUGAGAGUACUGAAAAUAAGGCAUUCUCUACUUUGACCUAAUGUGCAGAGUUCUUCUUUUAGCCUUGUGUCAGGGACCUGUCCACUUGUGUACCUUUGUCUAACUGAGCUCACCUCUGUCCUUCUCCUCUCGCCAGGUGGCUCUCCAGGUGGAUGGGGGUGCAGACAGCCCGGGAGGCUUCCAGUACUCCAAGUGGCUAGGCAGCCCCAACUCCCAUAGCCACAGCAACGACGACUUCGAGGCCUGGACUACCUUCCGGACGCGCACCAGCUCCGACGCCUCCACCCUCUCUGGCCGUCGCUCUCCCUUCCUGGAACAGGAUGUCGACCUAUCAGAGGCCGACGUCCACAUGGGCUACCCCGGAGGGGUGGGGCCUAAGAUGACCUCCAUGGCCACGCUGCCUAGCCUAUCAGAGGUGGGCCUGGCCAGCUCCAUGGGUGGUCAUCACCACAGUCACCAUGGAACAGAGAACGUCAUGGAUAGCCUCCUUGACAACCUCAACCUGCUGUCCCCCAAGAAUCAAGCCCAGCUGGGGGUAGGCGUUGGUCCUGGGUCUGGGCCCGACUCCUCCCGGUCCUCCCCCUCCUCCAAGCUUCAGAACAGCCCCUAUAGCUCCCCCUCCAUGACCCCUCACCCCCAGCCCCAACAGCAGGACUACAGGAAGUGCCUCUACGGCCAGGCCGGGCCAGGGAUGAACAGCCCGCAUCUCUCCCCCAUCCCCAUGCAGACGCUGCCAGAGAGCAAGCCGCCAGGGUCCUUCGCACCCUUCCUGAGCCAUUACAACUGCCCUGCUGGGCUACUCAAGGAGCUGUUGACCUCUGACGUAGCCGACCCUCGUUGUGGUGGGGAGGCCAUGCCCUCCAUGGAGACUGUAGUGUCCCAGUCUGGGAGAGGAGGAGGAGGGCGGAUGCUUCCCAACUACAGCAGCCAGGGACAGGUAGGACAUUUAGGGGGGCAUGGGGGGGUAAAGAUGAUGAGUCCCCCAACUCAGCAACACCCACAACACCCUCAGUCUCAUCCUCACCCUCACCCGCGGCCCCUCCACAGCCAGGGCCCUCCCCCCUCUGGGCCCUCCAUGAACAGCUGUGGCCUGAUUCCCCUGACCAGCCUGAACCACGCUGGGGGCCCAGCCCGUCUUGCCAGCCUCAGGACACACAUCCACCAGCUACAGCAGCAGCCACAUGGUGGUGGUGGUCACCCAGCCUCAGGCCACCAAAACCACAGUCCCCACCACAGCGAAGCUCCUCCACCCAGCUACAGCAGCAGUGCUAAUGGUUAUGUGAGGCCAGGUCCAGGCCACAGCCACAGCUAUGGUCAUCCUCAGGCCCACCAUCACCACCAAAAUCACCACCAUCAUCAGGAGAGGCUGCCUAGUGAUCUAGACGACAUGUCCAUCGAGAGGUUUGAGUGUGACAUGGAGUCUGUUCUUCAUGAUACGCUGAUGGAUGGAGACUCGCUGGACUUCAACUUUGACCCCAUGGUGACCUCUCAGGGGUUCAGCCAGGGGGUCGGGGUGAAGACCACCACACAUAGCUGGGUGUCUGGCUAG